This is a messenger RNA of Saccoglossus kowalevskii, 1287 nucleotides long. RefSeq names its product kynurenine 3-monooxygenase-like. Gene Ontology annotation, biological process: quinolinate biosynthetic process; L-tryptophan catabolic process. The record is from RefSeq and is a predicted model, not a curated record. Gene Ontology annotation, cellular component: mitochondrial outer membrane. NCBI's taxonomy places the organism in Eukaryota, Metazoa, Hemichordata, Enteropneusta, Harrimaniidae. Gene Ontology annotation, molecular function: FAD binding; kynurenine 3-monooxygenase activity.
GUAGGGGCGACGCAGGCCUGUUUUCUAGCAAAGAGAGGAUUUGAAGUAGAUCUUUAUGAAGCAAGAGAAGAUAUCCGAAUUCAAGAAAUUGUAAAAGGAAGAAGUAUCAAUUUAGCUUUUUCUCUGCGAGGGAGAACGGCUCUAUCCCAUAUUGGUGUCAAGGAUAAGAUUGUUGCAGAAGGUAUCCCAAUGAAUGCCAGACGCAUCCACACUCGUGACGGAAAGCUCUAUUCUUUAAAAUAUGGAACAAAGAAAGAUCAGUACAUCAUGUCAAUUGACAGAAGAAAGCUUAAUGAACAACUUCUCACUGCUGCUGAAAAAUACGACACAGUGAAAGUGUAUUUCAAUCACAAGUUUAUCAGGUGCAACUUUGAUACAGGAGAAAUAGUGUUUCUUCAACCUGAUGGAAAACAAGUGACUAGAAAAGCAGAUUUGAUAUGUGGAUGUGAUGGCGCUUUCUCUGCAGUUCGAAGACAGAUAAUGCGAAUGGGGCGUUUUGAUUACAGUCAAAUGUACAUCCCCCAUGGAUAUAUGGAAUUUACUAUGCCUCCAAAAAAUAAUGAGUUUGCUAUGGAAGUCAACUUUUUACACAUAUGACCAACAAAUGAAUUUAUGUUAAUUGCAUUGCCAAAUAUAGACAAGACAUUCACAUGCACACUGUUUAUGCCAUUUUAUGAGUUCGAGGGGAUCAAGACUGAGAGUGAUUUGAUGGCGUUCUGGCAUAACAACUUUGAAGAUUCCAUACCUUUCAUAGGAGAGGAAAACAUUAAAAAGACAUUUUUUGGCUGUCAGCCAUUACCAUUAAUUACUGUUAAGUGCACUCCAUAUCACUAUGGUAACUCAGGUGUCAUAAUGGGUGACGCUGCACAUGCCAUGGUACCAUUCUAUGGUCAAGGAAUGAAUUGUGGUUUAGAAGACUGUACUGUUUUUGAUGGAAUUCUUGAUCAGUGUAACAAUGAUCUAGCUAAAGCACUUCCUGAAUUUACCAGGAUUCGCAAUCCCGAUGCUAAAGCUAUCUGUGAUCUGGCACUCUAUAAUUACAUCGAGAUGCGAUCAUCAGUAAAUUCAAGAUGGUUUAUUUUCCGUAAGAAGGUGGAUAAUUUGCUUCAUUGGAUACUGCCUAACACUUUUGUACCACUUUACACUAUGGUGACAUUCACAAGAAUGAGGUACCAUAUAGUUAUCAAUCAAUGGAAGAAACAGGACAGGGUAAGUCAUCUUAACACUAAAAUUGCUCUUCUUGGCAAUAUGUGUGACAUCAUCACUUGUUUACCAUACAGAGAAUAA